UCCUGCUCACAUGCACCUCCAAUCGCAGCCUCGCAGACAGACCUCUCUUCUCUCACCAGCAACCGAGAAACCAUGAUGCAAUUAAGGAUUUUAAUUUUCACCUCUGUUAUGAUCCCAUGGAUACUGUCUUCUCCGGCAAGAAAACCUAAAAAGGAGGUUGUAAACAUUCCUGACUAUGGUUUAUCUGAAGACUCAGGCACGGACCCAGAAGUAUCUCCGAAAGCCGAGGAGCUGCCGACAUGUCUACUGUGCGUCUGCCUGAGUGGAUCUGUUUACUGUGAGGAGGUUUCCCCAGACUUGUCAGUCGUCCCAUCGCUGCCAAAAGAAACAGCGUACCUCUAUGCACGUUUCAACAAAAUCACCAAAAUAAAAAAUAAAGACUUUGCAGACAUGGCUACAUUACGGAGAAUCGACCUAACGGGGAAUCUCAUCGCUGAGAUAGACGAUGGAGCUUUUUCAAAACUGCCCAACCUGGAGGAGCUCACUCUUGCAGAAAACAGACUGACCAAACUGCCUGUGCUGCCCAACAAGUUAAUGUCUUUCAAUGCCAAUUUCAACAAGCUGAAAACCCAGGGUGUAAAGGCAACUGCUUUUAAAAAACUCACAAGACUGGCGUAUCUUUACCUUGGAAACAAUGAACUGACAGCAGUGCCCCACCUUCCGGAGUCUCUUCAUGUUGUGCACCUGCAUAACAACAAGAUCUCAACAAUAACAGAUGAGACAUUCUGCAAAGGUAACUCCAGCCACUACAUCCGCACCAACAUGGACGAGGUGAGACUGGAUGGGAACCCCCUGAAGCUGUCGCAGCAUCCCAACAGCUUCAUCUGCCUGCAGUCCCUGCCUAUCGGCUGGUACAACUGAAAUGCAAAACAGCACGCUUUCAACUGGGGUAGACCUCGCGGGGAAGUUCUGUGCAAACUGAGUAAGUGCAGGGCAAAGAUGCAGAUAGCUUAAAUAAACAAAAUAAUAAUAAUAAAUAAUGCACAAUUAAGUUCUUAAGACACAUUUUAUAUACUCAAUAAAUCAAUUAAAUACUUCUCAUAAUUAAAAUGAAAUCAUAUAAAUAUUUCAGCAAAAGGAAGAAAUGGUGUUUGUUUUUUGUAUCUUAACAGCAAUAUCUGCCUGUAUUUAACACAUCUAUGCAAAAUCUUUCAAACUGUCCCUCAACACAAAUGCAUUUUUGUCUUUUAGACACGACGUGACUGAUCUGGCUUUGUCUUAGCAGGUACUAUGCAAUGCACAAACUCACUGUCAAAUCACUAGUGAGACGUCGAUUAUCACGAAGAGAUGAGACCAUUGUUGUGAUACUGCUGUGACAGUUGUAUUAUCGUUGCAGUUUUGCUAUUGUUUCCUUAACUGAAGACCAUAUAAACAAUAAAACCUGCAUGCUGGA
Acanthochromis polyacanthus (spiny chromis) is the source of this 1393-nucleotide messenger RNA. It is a transcript of the gene ognb, whose product is annotated as osteoglycin, paralog b. Bases 73 to 861 code for a protein of 262 amino acids. The record is from RefSeq and is a predicted model, not a curated record. Lineage: Eukaryota; Metazoa; Chordata; Actinopteri; Pomacentridae. Gene Ontology annotation, molecular function: protein binding. The transcript has 6 exons.